This is a messenger RNA of Procambarus clarkii (red swamp crayfish), 4996 nucleotides long. RefSeq names its product cell division cycle protein 21 (gene Cdc5). Gene Ontology annotation, molecular function: DNA-binding transcription factor activity, RNA polymerase II-specific; RNA polymerase II transcription regulatory region sequence-specific DNA binding. Gene Ontology annotation, biological process: mRNA splicing, via spliceosome; regulation of transcription by RNA polymerase II. NCBI's taxonomy places the organism in Eukaryota, Metazoa, Arthropoda, Malacostraca, Decapoda, Cambaridae. The record is from RefSeq and is a predicted model, not a curated record. Gene Ontology annotation, cellular component: Prp19 complex; spliceosomal complex.
AGUGUCAGUUGUCUCCUGCCAUGUUGUAAACAAACAUCCCCAACACGUCUCUGAGAGCACCGCUCGUGUUGUUGUUGUCUGUUUAUUGAGUUUUUGGACCAAAUAGUCAAGAUGCCUCGUGUUAUGAUCAAGGGAGGUGUGUGGCGGAACACUGAGGAUGAAAUCCUCAAAGCAGCUGUUAUGAAAUAUGGCAAGAAUCAGUGGUCGCGUAUUGCAUCACUGCUUCACCGCAAGUCUGCUAAGCAGUGCAAGGCCCGGUGGUUUGAGUGGUUGGAUCCGAGCAUCAAGAAGACGGAAUGGAGCCGUGAAGAAGAUGAGAAGCUACUGCACUUGGCUAAACUUAUGCCGACGCAGUGGAGAACAAUUGCUCCCAUCAUUGGUCGUACAGCUGCACAGUGCUUGGAACGUUAUGAAUACUUGCUAGAUCAAGCCCAGAAAGGGGAAGAUGAUGAAAGUGUUGAUGACCCACGAAAACUUAAACCAGGUGAAAUUGAUCCAAAUCCUGAGACAAAGCCUGCCAGACCCGAUCCUAAAGACAUGGACGAGGAUGAAUUAGAAAUGUUGUCGGAGGCUCGUGCUCGCUUGGCUAACACGCAGGGCAAGAAGGCUAAGAGGAAGGCUCGUGAAAAGCAACUUGAAGAGGCAAGGCGAUUGGCUGCCUUGCAAAAACGUAGAGAACUUAGAGCUGCCGGCAUUGAUCUACCUCAGAAGCGUAAAAAACGAAAAGGAGUUGAUUACAAUGAAGAAAUUCCAUUUGAAAAGACACCAGCACCAGGAUUUUAUGAUACUUCGCAAGAAGCGUAUGACCCUAUGCAACCCAACUUUAAACGCCUUCGGCAGCAGCAUCUUGAUGGAGACCUGCGGUCUGAAAAAGAAGAUCGGGAGAGAAAGAAGGACAAACAAAAGUUAAAGGACCGCAAAGAGCAAGGUGUUCCAAACUCGGUGUUUGAGAAUGGUGAGGCUAAAACCAAGAGGAGUAAAUUGGUACUGUCUUCGCCACAGAUAUCUGAGGAAGAAUUAGAGCAGGUUGUAAAGUUGGGAAAAGCUUCAGAAGCUGCAAGAGAGCUGGCAGAAGAAGUUGGAGGAAGUGGUGCAUCCCAGGCCUUGUUAGCUGAAUAUAAUGUGACUCCCGGUCAGGCCAUCCGCACUCCUCGCACCCCAGCUGACAUGGAUCGUGUAAUGCAGGGAGCACAUGACAUAAUGGCUUUGACCCAUGUUGAUACACCACUGAAGGGUGGCAUGAAUACCCCCCUCAACCAGCAAGACUUUGGUGGUGUUGAACCCAGCAAAGCAGUGAUUCAAACUCCAAACAGUGUCUUAGGUACUCCAUUUCGAACACCCUCUGGCACUCAGAUAACUACCCCGGGCCGCACACCUGGGGCUCUGACACCCAGAGGUCAACCACUACCCCCAGGAUCAACUCCAGGUGCAACACCAAUCAGGGACAAGUUAAAUAUAAACGAGGAAGGUGCUCUAGUACCCAUAGACGAUCGCCAGGCUCUCAAAGCAUACCAGCGUAAUAUGAGAGAAGCUCUUCAGUCAGGCCUCAAAUCCCUCCCAGCACCCAAGAAUGACUUUGAAAUUGUUGUACCUGAUCAGGACGACGGCCAACCUGGGGAUGAAGACAAGGAUCGAGGAGAACCUCAGGUGGAAGACCAAGCCGACUUGGAUGCCAGGGCCGUGGCAGACGCAGCUGCCCGUCGUGAUGCCGAGAUGAAAAAGCGAUCACAAGCAGUACAGAGGAACUUGCCACGUCCUCAAGAAGUGAAUUCGUCGGUGUUAAGGCCCAUGCACGCUGAUAUUCACCUCUCAGAUCAACAGAAAGCAGAGGAAUUAAUAAAGCGUGAGAUGGUGACCAUGCUCCAUUACGAUGCCUUACACACCCCAGCUGGCCCACCAAGCCGUAAAGGUGGCGUAGCAGCAGAGGCGCAACAUCGCGAUCACCUAGAGAGACAUCCAUAUAAACGGUUCAAUGAAAAUGAAAUCGAAGAGUCAAAAGAAAUGCUCAAGAUGGAAAUGAAUGUUGUUAAGCAAGGAAUGGGCCACGGUGAUCUUACGCUGGAUGCUUACUCUCAGGUUUGGGAAGAGUGCUUGGCCCAAGUAUUGUUCCUACCAAGUCAGAGUAAAUACACUCGGGCAAGUUUAGCCAGCAAGAAGGACAGGAUUGAAUCUCUGGAGAAGCGAUUGGAACAGAACAGACAACACAUGGCCAAGCAAGCUAAGAUUGCCGCUAAAUUGGAAAAGAAACUCAAAAUAUUAAUGGGUGGAUAUCAGGCACGGGCUGCUUCGUUGGCUGCAAGUCUCCAAGACUGUGUGGCUCAAGUGGAAACUGCUUUAUUGGAACACUCCACAUUCACCUUCCUAAAGCAGAUGGAAACGAUUGCCAUACCUCGUAGGUUAGCGACCAUCUCUGAGGACGUUGCACGACAGACAGAGCGGGAGAAAGAGCUUCAGAGGAGAUAUGACCUAUUGCAGCGCAUGCUUCAAGACCUCAAAGGGCCUACAGCCAAAUCUGUUGAUGAUAGUCAAUAGCUUAGGAUUAUCUAUAUUUUUGUAAAAUAUUUGAAGUUUUGUAAAUCAAUAGUGCUUUUAUUUGUAAUGCUGCAAUGAAGUAUACUCUCUCUCAAUGAGUAAUAUUUUCACUUUUUCUUUUGUUUUCCUAUUUCAUUUACUUUUCUUUACUACUAUUUUUUACUUACACAUUAUACACUUUCUGAAGCACCCUUCAUUCAGGUCUUUCUAUACAUUCUUGUUUUUUAGCGCAAACAAAUGGCAACUGGUUUACAUGUAUGUGAAUUCUAUGAUUGACAACAUCCCAGCCUGUGGAAUUCUUCAGCAAAUAUUUUAUAUAUUCAACUCGUAUGUUAAUAUUUGAAGCCAAUUAAAAUGUCAAAAGAUGAUCCUGCUUGAGGUUGCCACCCAGUUUAGGGAAGAGGAGUGUCCAGAAAAAAUAAACAUCUAAAGAUGUUCUGUAAAAUAUAUAGGUACAAACUGCUGAACGGCAUGACAAGAGAAUGCUAAGGAUACAAAUUAAAAUUUAACUUGGAGAGUAAAAUGUAACUUGUAGUAUGUUUCACUGGUUUUGUAGUCUGUGUUUUUAUUAUUGUAUAUGCUCAGAUAGCCAUGGAAUCAUAAUGUAUACAUGUAUUGAUUGAUCAGUAAACCCAAGCAUAUGAAAAGGGAAAGUGACAACAUUUUGGUCAGUCGUGGACCCUUAUCAUGCAACUUGAUAAGGGCUCCUGACAGACACGAAUGUUGUAACUUCCUUUCUUUUAUAUGUGUGGGAUAGAUUAAUAAUUUUCAGCCACAUUAUUAUUUACAUUGAUUUAUUGAUUAUUAGAAUCUUGGCCCAAGUCAGGCACUGAACCAUGUUGAUUUUACAUUCAUAUUAACUUUUCUUAACUUCAAACUAUUUAAGAAAUGCAUUUGGCAUUAGUAGAUGAGAAAUAUAAAGGAUUUGAGUUUAUAUGAAAAGAUCCUUUCAGAACACUAGUCAGGACAGGGGAUGGCACACUGUACCGAUAGCAAGCCCCUGCAGGAUCAUACUGGUUCUAGGGAGCAUUGGAGAAUAUUAUCCAGCGGUAUGAGACCUCCAUAGGAAACUCUCGAGAGAAAUUGCUUCCCCAAGAACUUAAGAUCAAACAUUACUGCUGAGUAGUGUUCUGGUAAUUUAAUAAAAUAUAGAAGAAUUCCUAGGCCACUGUUCCCAAUCAUCACCAAGUAGUGGCACUACACCCACAACGUAGUACCACAGUUGGAUGCAGUCAUCUGCUACUUGAUGCAUGCAAAAUUUCACGCACAAGUGAAUAGGUAUUAUAGGGAGGGAUCAAGGAUUGUGCUUUUUAUAUGAGCUCAAAGACUUUCAAAGGUAAAUACUGAAAGUACUACACUGUAUAUCUGAAAUGGAGGUGAAGUGAUGUAAUUACCUAAACCAGAAUAGGGGAAGGCUCGCCUGAAUUGUAGAGCAGUGGCAAAGAUUCGUGCAUGUCCCACAGCAACCAUUAAUGUGAGAGUGAUGGUGAGAGCACAGGACUCCCUGCCAGAAGCAAAUGAAUACUUACCUCAGAACAAGCAUGCUUGUGCCUCCAGCAGGGAAGCAUCGAUAUAUAACGGGUAGUGAAGAUAUAGCUGCACCUCCAAGUUGGAGGACAUGGCAGAGAAGAAUAACUUGAAUGUGGCAAACUUAUAGCAGUUAUCAGCUCCAGAUAAAUCUGUGUUUCUAUGAAGCAGCUGGGGGAGAUGUCUUUUAGUACAGUGUGAGGGUUAAGGAAGAGGGACUCGACAGCAAGUAGCAAGAAGCCAGAAGAUAGUAAUGCAGGUAAUGCAAGGUUAUAAUACAUUACACGAGCCACAAAGCAACCCUGAAAAAUUACAAUGCCCUGGCAAAAAGAUAACUCUACCAUGGAUUUGAAUGUGUCUCUCCCCCAAAAGAACCACUGAUCAAAGCACACAUGACCAUUAUCAAGUCAUCAACGUACACAGUUCAGAAACUGUUUUGCAUCUCCAGAGAAAACAGGAAAAAUUAUGCCACACAAAUCCUCUCCACAUAUUGGAAGUCCAAUGUGUGUCAUCAAAGACUUUGCUAGCUGUUAAUGAUGAAUGAAUAGUACGAGUAUUUAAAAAUGGUUAAAAAAAAAUCUCCAACAUCCUCUGGAAAAAAGAAGGCAGCAGUAACAAGUGAAAAUCAUAAACUGUCUCCAACCUGCAGUGAAUGACCAGAGUGACCAUUUUGGCCAAAGCUACAGUUGCUACAACUACAGAAAGGUCACUCGCUUUAUGCCUAAAAUCUAAGUUUGAUUUAGACUAUUGUACACCUAUUUAGUCCAGUCAUCAUUGUAAUGAUCUGUGUAAGUAGUUACGAAUAAAGCUUCUGAUUCUGAUAAUGAUAAUGUCUAUGUGCUCUGCUGUUAUAACACAUAAUUAGUGUACUGUCAUGUUUAUGUAAAAUUUCUCAAAUAUAAAUGUACAGUCAUUUAUGAAUAAAAAAAAUAUUUAA